This is a messenger RNA of Chenopodium quinoa (quinoa), 1484 nucleotides long. RefSeq names its product 60S ribosomal protein L3. Gene Ontology annotation, cellular component: ribosome; cytosolic large ribosomal subunit. The transcript has 6 exons. Gene Ontology annotation, biological process: ribosomal large subunit assembly; translation. The coding region runs from base 111 to 1280 and encodes 389 amino acids. Lineage: Eukaryota; Viridiplantae; Streptophyta; Magnoliopsida; Caryophyllales; Amaranthaceae. The record is from RefSeq and is a predicted model, not a curated record. Gene Ontology annotation, molecular function: structural constituent of ribosome; RNA binding.
UCAGCCAAAAAAUAAUCACAGUAUAAAUUGCUCGCAACUAGGGUUUUAGCUGACCUCUCACUUAUUUUGGUUUAUCGCAGUCGCUGGGACUCAGGUAAGAAAAAAGUAAGAUGUCUCACAGGAAGUUUGAGCACCCAAGACAUGGUUCCCUUGGGUUUCUUCCCAGGAAGAGGGCAGCUCGCCACAGAGGAAAGGUGAAGGCUUUCCCCAAGGAUGAUCCCAGUAAGCAACCACACCUAACUGCCUUCCUUGGCAACAAGGCUGGUAUGACCCACAUCGUAAGGGAGGUUGAGAAGCCAGGGUCAAAGCUUCACAAGAAGGAGACCUGUGAGGCUGUAACAAUUAUUGAAACCCCUCCUUUGGUGGUCGUCGGUGUUGUGGGUUACGUCAAGACUCCUCGUGGUCUUCGUACAUUGAACACUGUAUGGGCCCAGCACUUGAGUGAGGAGCUCAGGAGAAGGUUCUACAAGAACUGGUCUAAGUCCAAGAAGAAGGCUUUUACCAAGUACUCUAGGAAAUACGAGAGUGAUGAGGGCAAGAAAGACAUUCAAUCCCAGCUUGAGAAAUUGAAGAAGUAUGCUAGUGUUAUCAGAGUUUUGGCUCACAAUCAGGUUAGGAAGAUGAAGGGUUUGAAACAGAAGAAAGCCCAUCUGAUGGAAAUUCAGGUUAAUGGUGGUACCAUUGCCCAAAAGGUUGACUAUGCCUAUGGCUUCUUUGAGAAGCAGAUUCCAAUUGAUGCUGUGUUCCAAAAGGAUGAGAUGAUUGACAUCAUUGGUGUCACCAAGGGUAAGGGUUAUGAAGGUGUCGUCACUCGUUGGGGUGUUACUCGUCUUCCCCGUAAAACUCACAGGGGUCUGCGUAAGGUUGCUUGUAUUGGUGCAUGGCAUCCUGCUAGGGUCUCAUACACUGUCGCCAGGGCUGGUCAGAACGGUUACCAUCACCGUACUGAAAUGAACAAGAAAAUCUACAAGCUCGGUAAGAGUGGUCAGGAGACUCACAAUGCAAUGACUGAGUAUGACAGGACCGAGAAGGAUAUCACUCCAAUGGGUGGUUUCCCUCAUUACGGUAUUGUGAAGGAUGAUUAUAUUUUGAUUAAGGGCUGCUGUGUUGGUCCUAAGAAGAGAGUGGUGACCUUGAGGCAAUCUCUCCAAAAGCAGACAUCUCGUGUUGCCCUUGAGGAGGUCAAGCUCAAAUUUAUUGAUACAUCCUCCAAGUUUGGCCAUGGUCGUUUCCAGACCACCAGUGAGAAGCAAAAGUUUUAUGGUCGUCUUAAGGCUUAAGAAGUAUUACAGUCAGUUGUUGCGGGCUUGUAGUUCUCCUUGUUAAGACUUCUCUUCACCCCCCUCCCUAAGUUAGUAUUUUUGCAGAAAAUUGAUGAGUGAACUGUUGUCAGCUACAUAUUUCAUUUUAAGGUUUUUUUCCUUGCUGUGGACAUCUGAAAUUUUGCUGUUAAUUAAUGGUUACUUUAUAGUUGGUUUACUCUA